GUCCGUCCUACAGGUGAAGCCCUUAAAGGAGCCGCGGCAUCGUUUGCAGGAGGGUGUGACGAUGGCUCCGGAGCCUAAACGAAGUCGCUGAUAAGCGAGGCGAGCAGCGGCUACUGCAGUUUCUUUCGCCGCCCCUUGAAAGAGAAAGUCUCCCUAGCGAUGCGGCAAUUAGAUACCGGCCAGGAUCCCCGCAGCGUUCGUCCAGCGGCGGAAGGGGGGUGUUAAGAGGCUUCCUCUUCACUUGGAAACAUGUCCCAAUCUUACAACAUGGCAAAGGCCCUUUGGGCUGAAGAAUGAGCUGUUCCUGCAUUCGGUUCAGUAAGAUCUGCUUCCUGCUCUCAGUUAUCUUUUGUGCGGUCCUCCUCUUAUUAAUCCCCAAAUUCCAAGCUAAUUGGAGACCUAGAAGUUAUCCACAGCCACGUCCACCUUCCGUUUUCAGCGCUUCUAACAAGAGUGAGGUCCAGUCACAGCAGGCAGAGUCGAGUUCAGUUGAUAAUCUGAAUGAUGAAACUAACAAUAUUGUACCGUUUAUGAAAGAGGAACUGAUACAAGAAUGGAGCCCUCAUGUCAUAGACGCUGGGACAUCCAGCCUGAAAGCUAACAACAAGAUGCAUGAGAGCCCAAUUAAUCCAUGGUACACUAGGGCGAAUCAUGUGGGAUCUGACAGAGUCUCUGCGAAGGAAAAGUUGGAGUUAAAGGAUAUCUUUAUUGCUGUGAAAACAACACGAAAAUACCAUAAGACAAGGUUGAACUUACUCUUUCAAACAUGGAUUUCCAAGGCUCAGGGGCAGACAUUUAUAUUUACAGACUGGGAGGAUCCAGAACUGCGUCACAGAGCCGGGGAUCACAUGAUCAACACCAACUGCUCAGCUGUCCACACCCGCCAAGCACUCUGCUGCAAGAUGUCUGUGGAAUAUGAUAAAUUCCUUGAAUCUGGGCAAAAGUGGUUUUGUCAUGUGGAUGAUGACAACUAUGUGAACCUGCACAAUCUCUUGCAUCUCCUGUCUGCCUUUUCACACAGCCAAGAUGUCUAUGUUGGGAGACCAAGUCUAGAUCAUCCCAUUGAAGCAGCAGAUCAUGUCCGAAACGAUGGAUCAGCCACUGUGAAGUUCUGGUUUGCCACCGGUGGAGCAGGGUUCUGUAUCAGCAGAGGUCUUGCCCUCAAAAUGAGCCCCUGGGCUAGCUUGGGGAGCUUCAUCAGCACUGCUGAGAGGAUUCGCCUCCCUGAUGACUGCACAGUUGGCUACAUCAUUGAAGGGUUGUUGGAAGUGAAGUUGCACCACAGCCCCUUGUUCCACUCACACCUGGAAAACCUGCAGCGGCUACGUGGUGAAGCAGUUUUCAAACAGGUUACCUUAAGCUACGGGGGUCCUGAGAACAAGCAUAACGUUGUGAGCGUGGGAGAAAUGUUCAGCGUACAGCAAGAUCCAACUCGAUUCAAAACUGUCCACUGUCUACUCUAUCCGGACACUUCCUGGUGCCCUACGGUAACAGUGAAGUGACAUCUCACCUAACCGCCACAUUUGUUUCCUGUUGGCUCUUUCUCUGAAUGAGAACUAGGAGUGGCUUUGCCAGAGAAGUACAAAGAUAAGGUCCAAGCCAAUUUCCGGGUUAUUGGAAGAUAUCUGGUUAUGUGUAAUAACCCAUAUUUGACAGGCUCUUUUCCCAAUCUCAUGGAUGUCCAGUUAGCUAAAGCUGAAUCUAUACUUUGCUGCAUUUGUACAACCUCAGGAAUGCAACAGUCAGGUACUGUAGCAAUACGGUUGAGGGCUAAUAGUCAUAAAUAUGCUUGGAGUACAAAGUACAAAACUUCAUUUUUAGACUGCAGGUAUGAAAAUAGAGUUCCUAUUUGGGGCAAUAGCAUAAUCAUGAAAGUUUCACCUGCGGUUUUUUUCUGAUUUCGCCCCCAUCUAAAUCACUGUAGGAUCACUCUGGAAGUACUAGAUGUGGCUUCCCACUAAUCAAACAAAACAGAUUAGCAAACGCAGAAGGCAUUCUCCCAGAAACAUCUUGCUUUUGUGCUCUAAGCAAAGAACCUCCUAUCUUUAAGGUUGUUAAAUGUUGGAGUACGUUCAAACUAAUAAUGCAAUCCUACUUUCCUAGGAGUAAGUUUCAUUGAGUCUGAGGAGACCUGCUUAAGGAUGCCACUGUAAAUGUCACUCUUGGCUUAUUGUCUGUUUCACAAGCUGUGCCAUAUACAAGUCUUCUGCUGUGACCUUCACCUAAAGCAUGUUUGCCUUGAACAUUCUGUGCACUAACCACUAUUUCAAGACAUCAAAAUCCACAUUAUGUUGGCUGGACCACCAUACAAUCCUUGCUUUUUUAGACUGUCACUGGACUCCAUAGUUUGAUGCACGCUACAAUCAAUAUGCUGGAUGUAUGAGAUGACAAUAUUAAUUGAUCCUAUUUAAUGCAUUUUUGCUCCUUCCAUGAUUGGUGGAAUCCACACCAUAAAAGACAUUUCUGAGUUCCCGACCUGAGAGUGUUCAUAUGAAAGGAAUGUUAUACCUUCUUCUCAGUACUGUGGCAGGAUUCAACCAAAAGCCAAAAGGAGCUGCACUCUGGAACAAAGCAAAGGAAUACAGUACAUGGUCCUGAGAUGAGACAGUCGCUUAACAAGCCUUUUAUAGAACCUCCCCUGGCUUUCUAAGGAUAAACACUAAAGUCUAAGGGGGCAUAGUCUGAAUCUAUGAAUAAUGCUUUAAGACACCAUAACAUCUAACCCACCAAAAUUAGGAUGUUUAUGCAGAAGGAGUGCAUCAGUCUGCUAACAUGUCCCAAGCCUUUAAAAUGGUUGUCUGCAGCUAAUCAUAUGCAUAUAUAUAUAUAUACACGUAUGAUUAGCUGCAGACAACCAUUUUAAAGGCUUGGAACAUGUUGGAUGUAUUUGGAACAUAUGAUGUAUUUGUAUGAGACGUGCCAGCUGUCUUAAGGUAAAUGUGCUGAAGAGCUGUUUUUAGGAAGUGGUAAAUAUUGACAGCUGGUAGGGUAUAAGCUUCUGUAAUUUCCAGUCUCCUUUCUGAAGAAGCAACACACAUACACACACUCUUCUGGACAAAGGAGAAGGAAUGAAACUGUUCUUAAAAUAAUUGCCUUAAAGUUUGUUUUGGUUUUUUUGUUCCAGUUUUUGUGCCUUAUGUACAUAAUGCACCUCUGAGGAGCAUGACUGCCAGAUGUGCUCACAUGUUGCAAGCCCCAAGGGAACAGUUGUGAUUAUGUUUGCUGGUCCGCUGAUGUUUGACAGUAUAACUCCAACUCCUUUUGGUCCCUGUGGCGGCAUCAGCAUGUAGUACAAUCCGCAUGUCGAGUGCUCCCACCACAGCUGAUGCAUCUCUUACGUUGCUACAAUUGGCACUUAGAGACAACACUGGGAACAGAAUAUUUGCCAUGGGCCUUUUAUAAUACAUGUGGAUAUGAGAGUGGAAUGUAGAUUUUGAUAUCAAAUUUAAACCCCACAAUUGCAAGAAAAUGUAUUGUUAGUGUGCAUCUGUGCAAAACGUUUCAGGAAGGCAGGAUGUGUCUUGGGGGUGCGGGAGAGCUCCUGCUGUGCAGUGUUCUCCGCCAUGUCCUGUUUCCUGCCCUUUCCAUUAUUCUGCUGUACGUCUUCCAUUUUCACCACCACUGCUCCAUUCGUAGCCCCCCAAAUUGAAGUUCAGUAAAUUCUCAAAUUUGGCAUAUUUGCAUGAUUAAUUUUCAAUGCAGAACCUGGUUUCUUUGGCACAUAGUGUAGCAUUCUAAGCUGUAGCGUGUACCUGCUUUUCGUUAGUGCAGAGCACUGACCUAAAGCAACUGAUUUGGACUGUUGAAUUGUGUUUGUACAUGAUGAGACUGUUGCAGCCUCAGCUGCCUAACAAUGCAAGAGCAUUCCCCAUGAAGUUCCCAUCCUCCUUUCAGCAAAUAAAUAUUUUUAGAAGUA
Molecule: messenger RNA, 3916 nt
Organism: Heteronotia binoei (common prickly gecko)
Lineage: Eukaryota; Metazoa; Chordata; Lepidosauria; Squamata; Gekkonidae
Gene: RFNG
Product: RFNG O-fucosylpeptide 3-beta-N-acetylglucosaminyltransferase
Exons: 9
Coding region: 294-1502 (402 amino acids)
Biological process (GO): pattern specification process; regulation of Notch signaling pathway
Cellular component (GO): Golgi membrane
Molecular function (GO): O-fucosylpeptide 3-beta-N-acetylglucosaminyltransferase activity
Source: RefSeq, a predicted model, not a curated record